AUGAUUAAUUUACUCUCUUCUUCUUUCUUCUUUCUUUCUUUCUUCUUCUUUCUUCUUUCUUUCUUUCUUUCUUCUUCUUUCUUCUUUUUUCUUUCUUAUUCUUUCUUCUUUCUUUCUUCUUUCUUAUUUUUUCUUUCUUAUUCUUUCUUCUUUCUUUCUUCUUCUUCUUCUUUAUUCUUUCUUUCUUAUUCUUUCUUCUUUCUUUCUUAUUCUUCUUUCUUAUUUUUCUUUCUUUCUUAUUCUUCUUUCUUCUUUCUUUCUUCUUCUUUCUUCUUUCUUUCUUUAUUCUUUCUUUAUUCUUUAUUCUUUCUUCUUUCUUCUUCUUCUUUCUUCUUCUUCUUUCUUUUUCUUCUUUCUUUCUUCUUUCUUUCUUCUUCUUUCUUUUUCUUCUUUCUUCUUUCUUUCUUCUUCUUCAUUCUUUCUUCUUCUUUCUUCUUCUUUCUUCUUUCUUCUUCUUUCUUCUUCUUUAUUCUUCUUUAUUCUUUCUUCUUCUUUCUUCUUUAUUCUUCUUUAUUCUUUUUUCUUUAUUCUUUCUUUCUUCUUUCUUCUGCUUCUUUAUCCCUUCUUUUUUCUUUCUUCUUCUUUAUUCUUUCUUCUUCUUUAUUCUUUCUUCUUCUUUAUUCUUUCUUCUUCUUUAUUCUUUCUUCUUCUUUAUUCUUUCUUCUUUCUUAUUCUUUCUUCUUCUUUCUUUCUUCUUCUUUCUUUCUUCUUUAUUCUUUCUUCUUCUUUCUUUCUUCUUCUUUCUUUAUUCUUCUUUCUUUCUUCUUUCUUUAUUCUUCUUUCUUCUUUUUUCUUUUCUUUCUUUUAUUCUUCUUCUUUCUUUUCUUCUUUCUUUCUUCUUUCUUUCUUCUUCUUUCUUUAUUCUUUCUUUCUUCUUUCUUCUUUUCUUUCUUUCUUUAUUCUUUCUUCUUUCUUCUUCUUUCUUCUUUAUUCUUUCUUCUUUCUUCUUCUUUCUUUCUUUAUUCUUUCUUUCUUCUUCUUUCUUCUUUAUUCUUUCUUUCUUCUUUAUUCUUUAUUCUUCUUCUUUCUUCUUUAUUCUUUCUUCUUUCUUCUUCUUCUUUAUUCUUUCUUUCUUCUUCUUCUUUAUUCUUUCUUUUUUAUUCUUUUUCUUCUUCUUUAUUCUUUAUUCUUUCUUCUUCUUUCUUCUUUGUUCUUUCUUCUUUCUUCUUUAUUCUUUCUUCUUCUUCUUUAUUCUUUCUUUCUUCUUCUUUAUUCUUUCUUUCUUCUUCUUUAUUCUUUCUUUCUUCUUUCUUUCUUCUUCUUUAUUCUUUCUUUCUUCUUCUUUAUUCUUUCUUCUUCUUUCUUUCUUCCUCUUUAUUCUUUCUUCUUUAUUCUUUUUUCUUUCUUCUUUCUUCUGCUUCUUUAUUCUUUCUUCUUUCUUCUUCUUUAUUCUUUAUUCUUCUUUAUUCUUUAUUCUUUAUUCUUCUUUAUUCUUUAUUCUUUAUUCUUCUUCCUUCUUUCUUUAUUCUUUCUUUCUUCUUUCUUUAUUCUUUCUUUCUUCUUUAUUCUUUCUUUUUCUUCUUCUUUCUUAUUCUUUAUUCUUCUUCUUUCUUCUUUAUUCUUCUUUAUUCUUUCUUUCUUCUUUCUUCUUCUUUAUUCUUUCUUUCUUCUUUCUUCUUCUUCUUCUUUAUUCUUUCUUUCUUCUUUUUUAUUCUUUCUUCUUUAUUCUUUCUUCUUUAUUUCUUCUUCUUCUUUCUUCUUUCUUCUUUCUUUCUUCUUCUUCUUUAUUCUUUCUUUCUUUCUUCUUCUUCUUUAUUCUUUCUUUCUUUCUUCUUCUUCUUUAUUCUUUAUUCUUUAUUCUUUCUUCUUUAUUCUUUAUUCUUUCUUCUUUAUUCUUUUUUCUUUAUUCUUUCUUUCUUCUUUAUCCUUUCUUCUUUAUUCUUUAUUCUUUAUUCUUCUUCUUCUUUAUUCUUCUUCUUUAUUCUUUCUUCCUCUUUCUUCUUUCUUCUUCUUUCUUCUUCUUUCUUCUUCUUUCUUCUUUAUUCUUCUUUCUUCUUCUUUCUUUAUUCUUUCUUCUUUAUUCUUCUUUAUUCUUCUUCUUCUUUCUUCUUCUUCUUCUUCUUUAUUCUUUCUUCUUCUUCUUUAUUCUUUCUUCUUUCUUUCUUCUUCUUUAUUCUUUCUUCUUCUUCUUUAUUCUUUCUUCUUUCUUUCUUCUUUAUUCUUUCUUUCUUCUUCUUCUUUAUUCUUUCUUCUUCUUCUUUAUUCUUUCUUUCUUCUUCUUCUUUAUUCUUCUUCUUCUUUCUUUUCUUUCUUUUCUUUAUUCUUCUUCUUCUUCUUUCCUUUCUUUAUUCUUUCUUUCCUUUCCUUCUUUCUUCCUUCUUUGUUUCUACUACUACUACGACGACGACGUUUCUGUCAUGUAUCCUCCUGGCCUUCCUUCGGUGUCUCUUGUGUUCUGAAAUUUAA
Messenger RNA from Acanthosepion pharaonis, 2406 nucleotides. Lineage: Eukaryota; Metazoa; Mollusca; Cephalopoda; Sepiida; Sepiidae. The record is from the annotation of a GenBank genome assembly.